Solanum tuberosum (potato) is the source of this 1400-nucleotide messenger RNA. RefSeq names its product calmodulin-lysine N-methyltransferase. The record is from RefSeq and is a predicted model, not a curated record. Gene Ontology annotation, cellular component: cytoplasm. Gene Ontology annotation, molecular function: calmodulin-lysine N-methyltransferase activity. The transcript is spliced from 8 exons. The coding region runs from base 78 to 1148 and encodes 356 amino acids. Lineage: Eukaryota; Viridiplantae; Streptophyta; Magnoliopsida; Solanales; Solanaceae.
CUCACUGUUAUAAUUAUUAACCUUUUAACGAGGAAUUCCGAGUAAGCACUAGUCAUCAGCUCGUGUUGACUAUAUUCAUGUCUUUUAUCUGUCCAUUUAGACGCAAAACUCUUCCAAGUGACUUCAUUUCCACAACCCGUAAUCCUAAACCUUUGAUUACAGAUGGAGAAGUGAAAAAGCGAGCUGAAGAAAGUGCAAAAAUGGAGGCAAAUAGCGGAAAAUCAACAACAAAUGCAUCGUCUCUUCGAUGGAAAAUCCUUCGUCGUAAUCUUAUUCGUCGCUCUUCAUCCAAUUCAGAAGAUAAAUUUGAAAUGGGUAUUCAGCGAAUAUCUAGAAAGGCAACUCAUGGGUUCAAUUUGAUACCAUUUCAUCUGAUGAAAGACUGUGUUGAAGAAAAUGUGAAUCCGAUGGAUAGCUCACGGAAUGCUACAUUAUGCUAUACAUUGCCAGUUACUAAUGCUUCCCAACUUAUUCUACAUCAGAGAGCGGAUGAUAUGGCUCAUCUUAAUGACUUUGAGUUCUGCAAUAGAUAUGAUAUUGACAACACUGGACUUGUUUGUCAAUGGCCGUCAGAGGAUGUCCUUGCCCACUACUGCUUGUCACAUGCAAGCAUUUUCAGGGGAAAAAGAGUCAUUGAGCUUGGAUCUGGCUAUGGCUUAGCUGGAUUGAUCGUUGCAAUGACCACAGAAGCACAGGAUGUUUUCAUAUCUGAUGGAAAUCCCCAAGUUGUUGAUUAUAUACAGCGUAAUGUGAAUGCCAACUCUGGUUCGUUUGGUGGUACAGAGGUGAAGCCAUUGAUGCUGCACUGGGGUCAGGAAAAAGACACUGAUAUCGCCAACACAGUUGAUGUCGUCAUUGCAAGUGACUGCACUUUCUUCAAAGAGUUCCAUGGAGCACUCAUCCGAACUAUCAAAUCACUGUUAAAAGAGGAAGGCCCUUCUGAAGCCAUACUUUUCAGCCCCCGAAGAGGCAACUCAUUGGACAAGUUUCUCGGAGAAGUUAAAGAUAGCGGAUUGCAUUUCAGCACAGAUGAAAUGUACGAUGCAGAAGUUUGGAGGCGUCAUCAGGGGUUUGUCGAGGGUGAUGAUUCCUGGCCAAAUUAUGAGAUGGAUCAUUGCUAUCCUUUACUAGUCAGAAUUACGCGAUGAAGACUUAAAGUGCAGGUUUACUGUGUCCAGUAUGCUUAUUUUGUACAUACAAAACUAUAAAAAGCUAGCUCAGAUCUUAUAUUAUAUACUAUGAAAUAUGAACUGAUUCCACUAUGGACAAGUUAUGAUUGUAAUAGUUUAUCAAAAUUUUGGUAUUCAGAACCCAUAAAACUUUAGUUCUUUCACUUUGUUGAGAAGAAAUGAUUUAGUUGUGUAUUGAAUAUAAACUCCAAAGCACCAACUAAUGAUACU